Messenger RNA from Melampsora larici-populina 98AG31, 2464 nucleotides. RefSeq lists its product as uncharacterized. The coding region runs from base 206 to 2128 and encodes 640 amino acids. The record is from RefSeq and is a predicted model, not a curated record. The transcript has 7 exons. NCBI's taxonomy places the organism in Eukaryota, Fungi, Basidiomycota, Pucciniomycetes, Pucciniales, Melampsoraceae. Gene Ontology annotation, molecular function: catalytic activity.
CUUAAGUAUCGAAACUUCUUACCCCAUCCAAUUUUUAAAGUCUUGGUUUCAAAGUAUUUAAAUUUAAAAAUCAAACCGAGCUACGUAAUACUCCUCCACUUUGAUUUAAUUACUUUCUCUGGACUAGAGAACCACUCACCCUUUUACCUUCAUCCAACCUCUUUUAGAUAUCUCAAUCUAAUACCAGUCAGAUUAUCAUAUCAUCAUGUCUGUUCCUGCAUUCCCAAUCCCAUUCAUUGAGCGUUUCAACAAAGUCACUCUUGAUCCUUCUCAACCUAAACUUUCUCAAGAACAAAAAUCAAAGUUACUCGAUAAUAUCUCUAUUCUCAGAGAUACUAUCGUCUUCUUCACUGCUACUGGUGCCGCAAGAGGUGUUAGUGGUCAUACUGGUGGCCCUUUCGACACUGUGCCAGAAGUGGUCCUUUUGCUUGCCUUAUUUGCAAGUGACCCCGAUUCCAAGAAAUUCGAUCACACCGUUUUCGAUGAAGCAGGUCACCGAGUUGCCACUCAAUACCUCCUCUCUGCCCUUCAUGGACACCUCCCGCCUGAGAACUUGAUGUACUACCGUGAGGCUCAGUCGAAACUUCCCGGUCAUCCAGAACUUGGUCUCACCCCUGGUGUCAAGUUCAGUAGUGGUCGAUUGGGCCACAUGUGGCCUCUUGUCAACGGUAUCGCACUCGCCAACCGACACAAAACCGUGUUCUGUCUCGGUUCAGAUGGUUCACAACAAGAGGGCAAUGACGCCGAAGCAGCCAGACUCGCUGUGGCUCAAAAACUCAACAUCAAAUUGUUGAUUGACGAUAACGAUGUCACAAUUGCUGGUCACCCAAGUGACUAUCUCAAGGGUUACGAAGUUGGAAAGACAUUAGAAGGCCACGGCUUAAAAAUCUUCCGAGCUGAGGGUGAAAACUUGGACUCCCUUUGGGGUGGACUUUGUUCAGUGAUUCAACAUGAUGGACCGGCUGCACUGAUCGCCAAACGUGUGAUGUGCCCUGGUAUCGAAGGCCUUGAAGGCACUUCGCACGGUCAUGACGUCAUACCUGUUGACAAAGCCAUCAAAUACCUCAAGGAUCGUGAAUACGGUGAUAACGUGGCUAAGAUCCUCCAGUCAUUGACCCCAUCUGCCUCGCCAUACCUAUAUACCGGUAGUACUAAAGAAAAGGACGCCUGUCGUGUCCAAUUCGGUAAAGCCGUCAACAUGGUCUUAGACAAGAUGUCGAAAGAGGACGUUAAAUCCAAAGUGAUUUGCAUCGACUCUGAUCUCGAAGGUUCAACUGGUCUUAAGGCCAUUCAUCAAUCUCAUCCUGAAAUCUUUAUUCCUUCUGGUAUCAUGGAACGUGGUAACUUUUGUGCUGCUGCUGGAUUUGGUUUCGAAAAAGGAAAAGUUGGUAUCUUUAGUACCUUUUCUGCUUUCCUAGAAAUGUGUUGUUCCGAGAUCACUAUGGCUAGACUCAACAUGUGCAAUGUCCUUUGCCAUUUCUCUCACAGUGGUGUCGAUGAAAUGUGUGACAACACAUGUCACUUUGGACUAAACACCUUUUUCGCUGACAACGGUCUGGAAGAUGGUUACCCCACUCGAAUGUACUUCCCUGCCGAUGUGCAUCAAAUGACGGCUAUUGUGACCAAAGUGUUUUGGGACAUUGGUCUUCGAUUUGUUUUCUCAACUCGAUCCAAAGUUCCUUUCAUUUUGAAAGAGAACAGUCAAGAACAUUAUUAUGGUGAUGAUUAUGAAUUCGUACCAGGAAAAGAUGAGUUUAUCCGACGAGGAAAACUUGGUACAGUGAUUUGCUUUGGAGAAAUCGUUCACCGAGCAUUAGAUGCAGUAGAUCGACUUAGACUUGAAGGAUUUGAUGUUGGAUUGGUCAACAAAUCGACCUUGAAUGUGAUUGAUGAAGAAGCCAUGAAUGAGUAUGGACAUCAAAAAUUCGUUUUAGUAGUUGAAAGUUUAAAUAAAAAGACGGGAUUAGGUAGUAAGAUGGGAACUUGGUUAUUAGAAAGAGGUUUAACACCUAAAUAUGGUUAUAUGGGAACCGACAAAGAAGGAUGUGGUGGACUUAGUGCUCAAAUCUUUCAUCAAGGUUUAGAUCCAGCAAGUAUUAUUCGUAAAGUUAAAGUACUUGCUACUUAAUCGAUCUUUUGUCCUUGAGAAAAAAAAUCUGGAGUUACUUCUUUUUUUUGGUCUCCAUCUCGCUUUUUUUUGUUAUUUCAAUCUAGCUCUACUUUUUUCUAUUUUAUAUACAUAUAUUGUGUAGUCAGUCGUCAGUAUCUGUGGUUUACCACAUCCCUCCUUCCCAUCCCAAAAAAGAACAAUCGCUUUACGUUUCUUUGCAGUGUCUUUCUAGAAAAAAAUUGAAGACGACUGCCGGAGUAAAUUGAUUAUGUGUCAAAAGAUAUAGGUGUGUUGAAGGUUCCGGGCUUAUGCAAUAACAAGAAUUGAAUAAAUACAUAGACACGUGUCAUCCUG